AUGGGUAUGCUGAAAUUAAGGGAUAAAGUCUACAAAUUAACGGGAUCUAUAGUAUUAUCCGGGGUCUUGUUCUUUACGCGAGAAUUCACAAUGGAUUCAGUUCAAAAGUUACUUGGGAAAAAGGCCAACCCAGAUGAAAUGGUUCGUAAAUGGCGCCAAAGCAUUCGUGCCCAAGAACGCGCACUAGAUCGACAACUACGCGGCAUGGACACUGAAGAACAAAAGCUAAAACGAACACUAAAACAAAUGGCGAAAAAGAACGAUGUAAAGAAUGCGAAAAUACUCGCGAGGGAGUUGGUGCGCUCAAGGAAACAGCGUGAUCGAAUAUAUACGAGUAAGGCGCAACUGAAUUCAAUUAUUAUGCAGUUGCAGCAUCAGUUAGCUACACUCAAAGUCUCUGGAACACUACAAAAAAGCACAGAAGUAAUGAAAAUGGUAAACACACUCGCAAAAUUACCAGAGAUUUCGAAAUCUAUGCAAGAACUUUCAAUGGAAAUGAUGAAGGCUGGAAUAAUCGAUGAAAUGAUAGAAGACACAAUGGAAUCAUUAGAGGAGAGUGAUGUUGAAGAAGAGGCAGACGAAGAAGUUAAUAAAGUUUUGUUUGAGUUGACUGAUGGUCUUCUUGGAGAAGCAGGAGAAGUAGGUGCUCCAUUAGAGAUAAAACAACAGCAAAUAGAAGUUCUAGAAGAAGAAGAAGAACCAGAGUUAGAUGAGAUGCAAGCCAGAUUACAAGCAUUGAAAUCUUGA
Messenger RNA from Ambispora gerdemannii, 747 nucleotides. NCBI's taxonomy places the organism in Eukaryota, Fungi, Glomeromycota, Glomeromycetes, Archaeosporales, Ambisporaceae. The record is from the annotation of a GenBank genome assembly.